This is a messenger RNA of Dendronephthya gigantea, 1592 nucleotides long. RefSeq lists its product as uncharacterized. The record is from RefSeq and is a predicted model, not a curated record. NCBI's taxonomy places the organism in Eukaryota, Metazoa, Cnidaria, Anthozoa, Malacalcyonacea, Nephtheidae. The transcript is spliced from 7 exons. Bases 174 to 1574 code for a protein of 466 amino acids.
UAGAAAAGCAAUCUUCCUCGGAGAAACGGAACUAUUAGAUGAACAGCGUUGGCAAGAAUGACCUGUGGCACGAGCCGAUGUAUCAAUUAUUCUAUUUUGUUUCAUAUUUUUGCGAAUUAAAACUUAUAAAGCCUGAAGAACCGUAAUAAAAAUGGAUUGACAUAACUCACAGAAUGAUAUUGUAUCAAUUCAUUGCCGUUUCGUUUUAUAGCUUAUGUAUACUAUUCCAUGAAGACUCUGCAAUGUUAUACGACGAUGAAAGGAGGAAUGCCGGUGUAGACACAAAUACAGCCAUUAAAAUCAGAAAUCCGAAUUCGCUUGUGUUAAGUUCUUCUGCGUCAGGAACAUUUCUUCGCAAAAAUACAGGAAUCGUCGAUACAAAGCAAGUGACGAUGUAUUCUUUAAAUGUUGAGCCAUACAGUUCAGCUGUUCAUUAUUGGCCGUUAACAAAGAUUGAAAAACAAGAAUUAAAGAUUUCGAAAGAUGAAUGUGGAGAAACCGACGCCAAGGUUUCCGACGGGGUGAAGACGAAAAAAGAUGCUCAGCUAGGAUCAGUGGUAUCAUUAUACACAAAAAAUGUUUCUCUCGUCAUGGAACCAUUACACUCCCGAUGUAUAUAUGAUCCAUCAUACUGUAAGAAAGGAAUCACAAUAGAGUUCUGGAUAAAAUUUCGAACAGGUGAAUGUAUCAUCAGUUCGGGCGGUUAUGCGAGACGUAGCGUUGGUCCGGGAUUUCUACUGAAAUAUAAAUCUCAAAUACAUGGAAUGAAUUUUCUUCUUUCAACAGAAGAUAAACUAUGGAGCCUUGAGUUCCUUGUGAAAAUUUCUACAUGGACACAUUUAAUGUUUACAUGGAAGAGACAACAAGGUCUUGUCGUUUAUGAGAAUGGAGAAUUCCUCGCCCAAGAUAAGGCGGGGAGGAAUGUCCGUCAUCCAAGUUUUGGCAAUAGAUAUCCAAUACUUGCGCUUGGCGAUCCAGGUCUCUUUAGGAGACGAAAAUUAGGAGGAAACUUUGAAAUAAGUCAUUUGAUAAUAUGGACUAGAUCUCUUUCUAAUAAAGAGAUACGAUCAAAGAAUAUCUUUGCCGUCGUUAGACAAGACAAGAAGUCCAUGGAAUGUUGUAAGCAAAGAGUCAACGAUCCUUGUUUAGCUGAUGGAUGUUUUCCUGAAGCUAGCUGCGACAAUAUUGGGCAGACCUAUCCUUGCAUUUGUCCUGACAUCAAGAAGAAUAGAGCAUGUGGAAUCGGUUCAACAGUCAGUGUAUCGUCCCGUUUAGAAGUAAAAGACUCCAGAAUUUUGAUAGUGUCAAUAGCUGUUGGAGUCACAUGCGUUCUAAUGUUACUCAUUAUGACAGCAGUUGUAAUCUCAAGGAUGAAUCACAAGAGACAAGGAGAAUUUGUUCCUGAAAACAACUUAAGUGAUGACAUUACCGCUGACCCUAACACUCAAGAAAUGAUCGCGGCUUCAGUCGACCCAGCUCCAAGAAUCACAGACGUACCAUUCAAGACAACGAUAAUUAAGAAAACAACGAAAAUAAACUUACGCAAACAGGAACAGUCAACAAGUCAAAUAUGAUCAGUUGGUCCUUUGAGC